AUGGCAAACUACGACAUCAAAAUCAUCUCCGACACCGUCUGUCCCUUCUGCUACCUCGCCCGAGCUCGCCUCGGCCGCGCCAUCGCCCUCUUCAAGAAAACCGUCCCCGGCGCAUCGUCGUCCACAUUCACCAUCCGCUGGCACGCCUUCCAGCUAGACAGGUCCAUACCGCAGGGCCAAUCCACCAGGGUGCAGGACAUCGCCGUAGAGCGCUUUGGCGCCGACCGUCUGGCUUCCAAGCGCGCGCGGAUGGCGCAGAUGGGCGACCAGGAAGGCUUCGGGUUCACAUUCAGCGGCCGCAUUGGCAAUACGAGGGAUUCUCAUAGGAUGUCGCAUCUAGGCAGAAAGUUGGGCGGGUUUGAGCUGGAAGAUAGGGUGCAGGUGGCCGUGAUGAAGAUGUUUUUCGAGGAGGGCGGCGAUAUCACGAGCUAUGAUGACUUGGUCGCUGCGGGGGAGAAGGCUGGUAUUGAGGGGGGCGUGGCGAGGAAGUGGCUUGAGGAUGGAUCUGGAGGCGAGGAUGUUGAUCAGGAAGUGGACGAGAUUGAGAAGUUGGGGAUGAAGGGUGUGCCGAGGAUCUUGAUAGAUGACAAGUUUGUGAUUGAGGGCGCGGAUGAUGUGACGGACAUGUUUGAGCAGCUUUACAAGGCAAAGGAGGAGAAGGACAAGGGUGAGAUUCAAGUGCAGGUGUAA
This is a messenger RNA of Trichoderma asperellum CBS 433.97, 690 nucleotides long. RefSeq lists its product as uncharacterized. Gene Ontology annotation, molecular function: oxidoreductase activity. The record is from RefSeq and is a predicted model, not a curated record. NCBI's taxonomy places the organism in Eukaryota, Fungi, Ascomycota, Sordariomycetes, Hypocreales, Hypocreaceae.